AUGCCGAUCUCGGCAUGUCAAACGGUUACCCUUCUGUCCUGCAUGGUCCUCUGUGUGUCAUUAUUUCUUCCCAAAAUAUUUUUAUCCAGAGGGAGAAAGGAAGUUGUGCAGUCAGAGGUUGGGCCUGGUCACUUUCCUCCCAUGAGAUAUGGCCAACAAAUCCCAGAGGGUCAUGACAACUGGGAGGUAUACUCACUUUAUGCAAGGCCUUACAACCCAGAAGCUUUUGCCAAGACAAAGAGUACAGGAUUGUUCAGCAGGUCCAACCUCCUUGGGCAGGUCAUUCCUGUUUAUGGCUUUGGGAUCUUCCUUUAUAUCCUAUACAUAUUCUUCAAGCUCACAUCUAAAGAUAAAGCAGCUAAACAUGGAUGCAGACUCCCCGUCCUAAGGGAAGAGAAUCUAAGCAUGGAGAUAACUGAUUAUGAGCUGAUAGAGCUGCGGGCCAGGCUGAAGGAGACUGAGGGGGUGGUGCGGAGGAGAUCUAAAACUGUCAAGCCACUGUCCAGCCGGAGGAAGAGAAGCACUCGGCGACGGGAGGGGAGAUUGCGGCGCCGGUUACAGGACAUUAGCCAGGUGAUGCAGGAGGGCCGGUCAUUGGAAGGAGUCUCCCCUGAGAUGGAGGCUGAGGAAGUUCCUUAUACAGCAGACUGGGAAGGCUACCCAGAGGAGACAUACCCUGAGUAUGAGGUGCCAUGCCGCAGAUACCGGAGAUACCCCAGUGUCAUCCUGGAGGAGCCUGACCCAGAGCUACCUACAGCUGAGGAGCUGGCAGAGAGGAUGGAGGUGGAGGAGGGGGUUGUAGAGGACAAAGGGGAAGGAAAGGAAGUGCUUGAUGAGGAACAGGAAGGCUGUGAAGAAAGCAAUGUUGAGUACAAGUGUGAUGAGGAGGAAGAUGAGGAGGAGGAAGAUGAUGAGGAAGAUGAUGAGGAAGAGGAAGAUGAAGAUGGUGAAGAGCAACCUUGUCUGCCUGAAACACCAAAUAUGGAGGAAAUGGAGGAACGGGAAAUGAAUACAUUUUUUGGAGAAAGGGAAGACCGGCCACCGAGUAAAGGAAGAAAACAAAUCACCUUCAGUGGUCAUAGGCAUGUGUUCCACUACCCAAAGGACGGCACUGUUGGCUGUAAAUACGUGGAAGAAGAGGUGGAGGAAGAUAAAGAAGAUGAUGAUGAAGAUGAUGAGGAUGAGGAUGAGGAUGAUAAUGACUAUGAAGAUCAACUCUACGAAGAAGAGGAAGAAAAGGAUGAAGAGGAACGAGGGGAAGAUGAUCCACUAAUGGUGGCAGAGAGCCUUGGAUUUAAUGCAGAGGUCGACAGUGAUCCUGAGGAGCAGGAAGAAGACCUCAUAGACUUCCUCUUAACCUACCAGCCUGAGAACACACAGAGCUUCAGCCAUACACUCGUGCCCAGAGACCUCAGCUCAGGAGAACUUAGGAUGCGUCACAAGAAAGAUGUUAGAACCUGA
This is a messenger RNA of Chanos chanos (milkfish), 1461 nucleotides long. It is a transcript of the gene ric3a, whose product is annotated as RIC3 acetylcholine receptor chaperone a. NCBI's taxonomy places the organism in Eukaryota, Metazoa, Chordata, Actinopteri, Gonorynchiformes, Chanidae. Gene Ontology annotation, biological process: protein localization to cell surface; synaptic transmission, cholinergic. Bases 1 to 1461 code for a protein of 486 amino acids. The transcript has 6 exons. Gene Ontology annotation, cellular component: neuron projection; intracellular membrane-bounded organelle; neuronal cell body. The record is from RefSeq and is a predicted model, not a curated record.